Phodopus roborovskii (desert hamster) is the source of this 1452-nucleotide messenger RNA. RefSeq names its product distal membrane arm assembly component 2 like (gene Dmac2l). NCBI's taxonomy places the organism in Eukaryota, Metazoa, Chordata, Mammalia, Rodentia, Cricetidae. The record is from RefSeq and is a predicted model, not a curated record. Bases 104 to 706 code for a protein of 200 amino acids. The transcript has 5 exons.
CCUUCCGUGGGCGUGGCCCCCGUUGGCCAAUGGGCGGACGCGGUGGAGGGAAAAGCCAGAGGGCGAAGGGCCGGCCAGACGCAGGGACGCCGCGCGUCAUCAAAUGACGGUGUUUGGAAAAAUUUCAAGGCAGCUCUGCAGCUUAAAGAAAAUCCCAUGGUCAUGUGACUCCAGAUACUUCUGGGAAUGGUUGAAUACAGUGUUUAAUAAAGUAGAUUAUGAGCGCCUCAGGGAUGUUGGCCCUGACAGGGCAGCAUCUGAGUGGCUACUUCGGUGUGGGGCCAAAGUACGCUACUGUGGCCAUCAGAAGUGGCUACAGGACUACAACAGCCUCCCAGGAGGCUCCAUGGACAGAUAUAAGAUUCAAGCAAUUGAUGCCACUGAUUCUUGUAUCAUGGACAUUGGAUUGGAUCACAUGGAGGGCCUAGAGCAUGUUGAAAAAAUAACGCUAUGCAAGUGUCAUUAUAUUGAAGAUAACUGUUUGCAGAGACUUAGUCAACUUGAAAAAUUACAGAAAAGCCUGUUAGAAAUGGAAAUAAUUGCCUGUGGGAAUGUCACAGACAAUGGCAUCAUUGCUUUGCGACAUUUUAGGAACCUCCGGUACUUGUUCUUAAGUGAUCUUCCUAGAGUAAAAGAUAAAGACAAUCUUGUCCAAGUCUUUAAGACAGCACUGCCUUCUCUAGAACUGAAAUUAAACCUGAAGUAAAAUAAGCGUCUGAUUUCACUAUACAGGGUCAUUUGAAAUUGCCGAUACUAAAUAACUAUAAAUAUACAGAAUCACCAAGAGAACUGAGUAAAUGGCUUAGAAAUGGAGAGUGGAUGUUACACAGGCAAUAAAUAUUCAAAAGUGACUCACCAAAGUUACAUAGUUAGAAGUGAGAAAUUAUGUACAUGGAAUCACUUUUUAAAAUAUGAUGUAACAAUUUAAUUCUAAUAUAUUCCUCAUUGGCAUAUAUACUGUAGAUAUGGCUUUGUGUAGAUAUUGGCAUAGAGUUCUUUAAACUGCAAUGCAAAUAUUCUCUUUGAUGUUAUAGUAAUUUACAUCCUUAAAGGCACUGAAGUGUGUUGCUGCGAAUGCCCGAUUAUGAAAACCUGAAGCUCAGUUACAGACUCAGUGAUGGAGUCAGUUGUGUGCAGUGUGAAUGGUGUUGUGAGCACGUGCUGCGCUGCCUCCCAGGGUCUGCAUGCAUGCAUUACUCAAGCUCCUGUACCGCUGUGCUCUCCAUAGAACACACUUUUUAAAAUACCCUUUCUCAGAAUGAAAAGUGCUGGCUAAUCCGUCCUGCUCUUAAGCUUGGACUACUGCUGGCUAAAACUGAACACAGGUUCUUUUCUAUAGCCAACUAGUUUUACUGGUAAAACAAAUCAGGAACUGUACUAUCUUUACUCCCCAUCUGCUUCAAACAAAAUGUUAGUGUGUUGAUUAAAACCUAAAUUUUGCUGUCCCUCAAA